UUGUGAAGGACACCAGGAUGCUGGAUUCCACAGCCAUCUUAUGCUAUCAACGCUGUUAGUCCCUGAGAAGCCAAGACCACGUAGCUGGUUUUGCUGUAAUGGCUGCCUUUCUGGAAAAGGAUGGCACUCUUCAACUUAAACACUGAAAUAAUGUAUCUGUUUGAGUUUAAAUUGUUAAUGAGCAGGAAAUUCCCUUGACAUUCAAUCAAAGACCUGUCCUUGGAAUUUUAUCUGGGCCUCCUUCCAGUAGUGAUGCCAUUUAUCAACCACGGGGGAAAAGAAGAGAAUGAAAAAAGCUCUUUUGCCUCAAGGCACUCACAGAGCUGUUUUCAGUGCCGGGGCAAAGAACAGAUCCAGCAUACUGUCCUCCUGCUAGUUUUUUCCCUUCAAGUGAGGAUUUUCCUUCUCAAGCUCUUACGCAGAGGGGAAAAUAACCACAGUGAGAAACACCAGCCUUGGCAAAAGGGCACGAUACGAAGAUUCUGAAAUGAGCGGAUGAAGUUUUUAUGAUGCUAGACCUGAAUUUCAUCAAACUCCCAGUUUCUUUGGGAGCAAAUAUGUCCAAAUAUAUUUCCCUAUAUUGCUCUUCACAAUUACUUGGGAAUAGAACAAAAAUCGUUGACAGUUCAUCACUGCAAGAACACUGGAGAGAAUGAGAGAGAAUAUGGUACGAACUUCAAAUGAAUCACUGGUGACUGAGUUCAUCUUAAUUGGAUUUUCAGAAUAUCCCCGAGCUCAGAUUAUCCUAUUUUGCUUCCUCUUGGUGGUGUAUCUCAUUAGUUCUCUUGGCAAUGGGCUCAUCAUCAUGUUGAGCAUUGCCGACCCACAGCUUCACACCCCCAUGUAUUUCUUCAUUUCUGUCCUUUCCACAAUAGACUUUACUCUUUCCAACAAUGUACUUCCUGAGAUCAUGGUGAACUGCUUCAUCUACAGGCCCACAAUUGCUUUCUCCAGAUGUUUGCCCCAAAUGUACCUUGGUGUAUUUCUGGUUGCAACAGAGUGCAUUGUCUUGGCUAUCAUGGCAUAUGAUCGCUGGGCAGCUAUAUGCCAGCCCUUACACUACACGCAGAUCAUGAGUUGGAGAUUAUGCAUUUAUCUGGUUGCCACAUCAGUGGCUCUUGCCUUUAUGACCACCCUGAUAUAUGUGCUCUUGCGGCCCACUGACUUCUGUGGCCAUCACAUCCUCAACCAUUUUGGAUGUGAGGUGCAAUUUGUACUCAAAUUAGCUUGCUCCAACACAGACAUCAGUGAGCUCUUUAUGCAUGUCGUCAGCCUCUUUGUGCUAAUCCCUCCCUUUGGCUUCAUAGUUGUGACAUAUGGUCGCAUCAGCCUGGCUAUUCUGCGUAUAAGCUCUGCCCAGGGACGCAGAAAAGCCUUCUCCACCUGCAGUGCUCACCUUGCUGUGGUCAGUGUCUUUUAUGGGACACUCAUGAUCAUGUACUUGAGACCGGAAGGCAAAUCUGUUCAUGAAAAGGACAAGGUCAUCUCCUUAACGUAUGGGGCUCUGACUCCCAUGCUCAAUCCUCUGAUCUACAGCCUGAGGAACAAGGAUGUCAAGGCAGCAUUCUGGAAGCUGGUUGCAAGAAAAAUGUUAAAGUGAUAUACAGAUGUCCUCCCCAUGUACCAUGUAGAUGCCUGUUGCUGACCAUCACUGGUAUAACCUUUUUAAAAAGCCAGUUUGGUCUAGUGGUUAAGGCAAUGAGCUAGAAACCAGGAGACCGUGAGUUCUAGUCCCGCCUUAGGCAUGAAAGCCGGCUGGGUGACUUUGAGCCAGUCCCUCUCUCUCAGCCCAACUCAUCUCUCAGGGUUGUUGUCGUGGGGAAAAAAUGAGGCAGAAGGAGUAUUAGGGAUGUUCAACCCCUUGAGUUAUUUAUAAAAAUAUAAAGGCGGGAUAGAAAAUAAAUAAAUAAUAAUAAAUAAUUUAACAGCAAGCAUUACUGUUCCUAUUAAACACAAGAGGGAAUAAGUAAUACUGAAUUUUAAGGAAGAAUGUGUUACAACCUCAACAACCAGAACUCCCAUCACUUUGGGGGGACAUCAGAUUGGGGAAUGCCAUUAUAAAAUGCUGUAUAUACUUGCAAACAAGCGAAGAAUUUUAGGUGGU
Molecule: messenger RNA, 2104 nt
Organism: Candoia aspera
Lineage: Eukaryota; Metazoa; Chordata; Lepidosauria; Squamata; Candoiidae
Product: olfactory receptor 13H1-like
Exons: 2
Coding region: 653-1600 (315 amino acids)
Biological process (GO): G protein-coupled receptor signaling pathway; detection of chemical stimulus involved in sensory perception of smell
Cellular component (GO): plasma membrane
Molecular function (GO): G protein-coupled receptor activity; olfactory receptor activity
Source: RefSeq, a predicted model, not a curated record